AGUUGAGCUGUAGAAUUAACUAAUUAUUUACUGUGCUAUGAUGAUUGUUGUUACUAUGACAACCAAUAACAUACAUCAUUUUCCAGCCCCAUUAUCAAACCAUUCUCAGACCCAUUCUAGUACAAAAAAAGAAAAAGGAAGGAAAGAGCACGAAAUAGAAAAGCUUGUGUUCUGUUGUUCCCCUCAUUUGCUAAUAUUAUUUAGAUUCCAGUCUGGCUUAUAGACUAACAAUAAUCCCUUUCAUAACUACCAUUCUGGGAAGCUCCAUGUAAUUAUACACAUAUACAAACAAUAAUUUAUGAAAGAUUAAUGAUUCUGCUUCCAGCUCCAUUUUUUUAAACAUAUCUUGUUCAUCUCCUAGAAAUGUGCACUAAUUAUUUUGUGUCUCCUAAAUAUCUGAAUUUCAGAUAAUAACAAAAACACAUGAUAAUAUGAGAUAUAAGGACCCUUUAUACUUUAUCCAGCCUCUGUUAUUAUCUAAUACGCAACACAUUAGCAAAAUAUCAAAUACUUUCAUUUACCUGUUCAUCAACUCCAUCAUUUGUAAUGUUAUUAAUAAAAUGCAAAGCCCAACAUUGUAUAAGUAUGACACAAACCAACAAUCUUUCUUCAGUAUAGACAAAGAUACAAGUGAUUCUCUAUACACUGGUAAUGAAGAAAAUACUAACAUUUACUCUCUAAACUCUGAAGCUUAUCAACAGAAGAGUGUGCCUAAAAGUACAUUUCCCUUUGAUGAUACCAUGACUAGAUUUGAAAUGGGUGCAAGAGAUCAAAACUAUACUGAGGAGGAUUUAGCUAAAUCUAACAAUUCUUCUAUCAAUGAUAGGUCUCAGAACAGAUCAAACCAAGCUAAUAUUAGUAAUCAUGUGAAAACUGACAGCUUGCUAGCUCAUAAAUCAAAAUUUGUAGAUGUCAAAGAUUCUGCACAUGAAGAUCAGUAUAGGAGAAAUGUAUCUGAAGAAAUAUCACUUCUUGAAGAAAAUAGAGCAAACUACAAACAGUUUGCUUCACAGCUUGGUGCCCAGUUAUGGAACUCACAGAAGGAAAUGAAGGAGGAGCGAUCCAAGCACAAACCUAGUAGUAAUGACCCUGUUAAUCGUAUAGAUCAUCAUACCUAUCAGUCUUAUGCUGCUGGAAUACUACAUUCCUCGAAAAGAUCUGAGAAAUUUUUAAAGCUCAAGAAAAACUUUGACAUACUCAAUCAGAUUUCUGUUCUUGAGAAUCACUAUGGCAUUUCUAGUGCUGCUGUGUCUGAACCAAACAACAAUAACUAUAAUAAGCUUCCUCCUAAAAAACUUCGCAUGCUGAACCAACUCUACCAGGAAUUAAAUGAUGCGCAAAGCAAAAGAGAAUUCUAUUGCUCUCUACAUCCUGUCCAAAAUCACUGGAAUCCAAAUAAGGACCAAGGGUUGAAGCUUCAAAAACCUUUUAGAGAUCGAUUUGCAGUUUACAGUAAAGGUGUUAACAGAGACCAACCUGUGAAACAUGCCGAGAUAGGUCAAAUAAAGUCAUCACAGUCAGUUAAGAAUCUAUGUAUGAAAUAUACCAAACUUGAUAAUGAGAACAAAGAUCAGAAAUUGAAAUGUGCCAAAAGUAAUUCCAACUCAAAACAACACAGUUUUGCAAGCAACACUUUACCAAGGGUUCUUACAGAAGGAAAAAAAGACAAUUUGGGAUCAUACACACCCCGACCUACUCAUGGUACUAAUAUUGAAGAAGUUCCACAUUUAUAUGAAAUUCAUGUAAAACAUGCUCGGUCAUUGCCUCGCCUAAAUUUGCAAUCAUUACACAUUCGUUCUGAAUCGGCACCUUAUGAAAAUAAACGUGAGAGGCAUUCUCCAGUUCUGACUAGGUCUUCAUCAUGCAGAGACUCUUUCUUUGAUUUCUCAAAGAAUUUAGAAAAUAAUAACACCAACAGCAGCAGCAAUGACUUUCAUGGAAAUUUUCCAGAAAAUAAUUCAUCUAUUUCAGCAAUUCAUAACAAUUUGACAUUAAGUUCACCACAUGCAAAUGAGUGUUUAAAUAAAUCAUCUUUUAGUUCAUCUUCAACUGAAAAUGAUAUUCAUUUCAAUGGCAGUAAGUAUCAAUUUUGUGAAGAAUCUACAAGAAAUCCACAUGAAAACCUGUCUUUUAAGCAUGAUAGAAAGUUAACAGUAAUGAACAAAGACAGUGUCAUGAAUAACAUGACUGCCAUUGAUUCUCAUCCAUCUUCUCAGAAGGAAAACUGCAAUCCUUUCCAAACUGAAAAUGAUUACAAUCAGAUCACAGCACCUCUAACAAAUGGGAACAAAGAUCAUCAGAAUUCUACAGCAAGGAAUAAUGAUGAUACUGCGAAUCCAGUAUUUUAUAUCCGUGAUGUAAAGAGUUUUGUCAAAGACAAUAAUGAAUUUUAUAGGGAAUCUCUUUUUGAUGUACCAGACCAGUAUUUUGAAGUUCCAGUUUUAAAUUCUUCACCUCCAGAUUCUCCUCCACCUAUUGAUGAAUUAGAUAGGGAAGAAGUAACCUUUCUAAUGCAGUCACUUGACCCCUAUGAUAUUUAUCCUGACAAACCUUUUCCAACAGAUGAUCAUUCUGUUUAUUUUGAUGAUGACUUGAGACAAGGACAGAGAUUAUAUAAAUCCUUAUCUGUACCUUCUUUCCACACUGGAAAUGAAGCAGAGGAUUAUUUAUUAGAGAGCCAACCUGUGGAAUCUGAAGAUUUGCAUGAUGACAACAAAAAUCUAAAUCAAAUUAAAGAUGGCUAUCAUCCUAAUUUUACAAUGCCAUACUCUUUGCAAGCACCUAUGCAGCCAUUGGAACAUGUUGAACCUCAAGAGCAAGUUCCAAAUCAUAUUCAAGAUACAUAUAGUGCUAGUAAUUUUCAAUCAGAAAAUAACCAAAUAUACAAAAUUGAUGAAAAUUUAACUAUUCAAGGGCUUGACAGUGCUGAUAAGGAACUAAUAAGAAACCACAUUAAUAAUUUAAAUGGAGAGUGUUUACUUUCUGAACUGUUGUGCUCACGUAAUAGAAGGCCUCAUAGGAUUUCAAAUAAGCAAAAUAACUAUACAAAUAGUAAAGUUGAUCCCCAAAAUAUUGUAGAAAACUCUAAAGAAAAUAAGGCUAUCUCUAACACAAUUGGAGACAGGUCUACUUUAAGUUCAGUUGUCAUUUCACCCAAUUCAAUUUCUUUGACAACUGAAUGUAGAAGACCUACCACAACUAGUCACUCCCUCCAACUAAGUUCUAACCCCUUCUAUACUCCUGCCAGCUCAGAAAUUUCCACUUCAUAUCAGUCUGACUUAUUGCCUAAGUCAUCUGAUAGUAAGAUAGUGAAAAAAGCAUCUAAACCACCAGAGGUUCCUCCUCGUACAUCAGGUAUAAGCAUUAUUAAAGCAGCUAGAUCAGGUGUACCACCUCAUAUAUGUAGAAUAACCUCAGCAAAAACAUCUCCUGUACUAGAUCUGCCACCAAGCAUAUCUGGAAUAAACCCACUUAAAAGAUAUGACUACUCUGUUUCCCCAGACACAUCUGGGAUAAAUCCAUUUAAAACAUCAAGCCAACCAGAUAUAUCUACAAACAUAUCUGGAGUUAAUCCAUUAAAUACAUAUAACCAGUCUAAUGUCACAACAAUUGGAGUAAAUCCUUUUCUAACAUUUAGUCAAUCAGAUAUAUCUCCAAGCAGGUCUAGUAUCAACUCCUUUCAAACAUCUAGUCAACCUAAUCUAUCUCUUAACACUUCUGGAAUGAAUCCAUUUAAAGCUGCUAUCCCAUCAGAUAGGCCUCUUAACACAUUUGCAUCAAAUCCAUUUAAACCCUCUAAUUUGUCACAGCUAUCUCAUAGCACAUCUGGAGCUAGUGUAAAUGUAUUAUCUAAUCAACCAGAUUUAUCAGCUGGCAUUCAUGGAGUUAACACUGUCAAAACACCACAAACUCAACCAGUUUUAUUGAAUGAUACUCACAGAAUGAAUAUUGUCAACACAAUGCAAAACGAACUACAAAACAACAACUGGCAAAGAACACUUCCACAAAUGACUUCAAAUACCACAGCUACUACUACUACUACUUCUACAAUAACUACAACUGCUAAUGCAACAACUACUAUUAGUGCUACUACAACAACCACAACUGCAGAACAGGAAAUGAUUAUUUCACAGCCAGACCAAGAAAAUACAGCUUAUAAACAUCAAACAUCGGACAUCAAGCCGAGUCCAACAGCAGCCGAGAAAGAGAGGAGACGGAAAGAAGAAGAUGAAGAAUACAGAAAAAAGAGAUUGGAACAACUUUAUGACGAAGAAAGGCGUAGGAAAAAGAUUCUUGAAGAAGCGGAUAUAGAAGCCAGAAAGCAUUGUGAUGUAUUUACUAGAUCCAGCCCACUUCGUAUAAUUUCCUAUUCUAGAGAUUUUGGUCCAUCCCAGAAAUCUCCAAUACCAAAUGAUAGGUUUGAAGAAGUGGUAAGCACACUGAGUGUACCUCCUGAGCGCCGUAGAGGCUUUCAAAUCCAAGGAAAAGCAAGAGCACUCUAUUCAUUCAAAGCCCAGAAUUCAAAAGAAUUAUCAUUUAGAAAAGGAGACGUUCUUUAUCUUCACCAUCGACUUGAUAAGAAUUGGUUUGCUGGGGAGAAACACGGACGUUAUGGCAUCUUCCCAUGCAGCUAUGUUGAGGUAUUAACUUCAAUAGAAGCAGCCAAUGCAGCAGCUUUGCAAGCUGAAGGCCAGGCCCGUGCAAAAUAUAAUUUUGUGGCUCAGACAUCUGUGGAGUUGUCUUUGAAAAAGGGUGACCUGAUUACCUUAUUACGCAAAGUUGAUGAGAACUGGCUUGAAGGCCGCAUUGGUUCAAGGCAGGGUAUUUUCCCUAUUAGUUAUGUUGAAGUGAUGAGGCAGCCAUCUACUCCACUGGUAACCCCUGCACCGUCAGUAAUAUGUACACCAAUGACAGCUACCCCAGAAAUGCUAUCACCAGUUGGAUUUGAUGCUCCCACGCCGCCACCACAACCCUCACCAAGUGCCUUCAAUUACCAAAGACCUGGAUAUCUCUCACACCUGCAGAGUCCACCAGUAAUCAGUCCUUCUGUCUCCAAAACUGUUUUCUCCACCCCAACUCAACGCUACCAACAAACAAAUUAUAAUGACCAUGCCAACAUUAUGAACUCUCUGGAGAGCCAAAUUAUUUCUCCGAAAACAAAACAAAGUCCAAGUGCUGGUCGUAAAUCCAUGUCCCCUAUCAACAAAACUCCACCAGUUAUUCAAACAGCAGCAAAACCGAAAUUUACUCUUCCUGAAGAUGAUCUAGCUCUGAAAACGUAUCGUGCAAUUUAUGCUUAUAAACCUCAGAAUGAAGAUGAAUUAGAACUUUGGGAAGGAGAUGAAGUGUAUGUGAUGGAAAGGUGUGAUGACGGGUGGUACGUGGGUACUUCAGGGCGUACAGGAAUAUUUGGGACUUUCCCAGGAAACUAUAUUCAACCUGUAUGAUCCCAGCAAUGAAAGAUUGAAGAGAACUGACUAGCUCCCCAUU
Molecule: messenger RNA, 5490 nt
Organism: Octopus sinensis (East Asian common octopus)
Lineage: Eukaryota; Metazoa; Mollusca; Cephalopoda; Octopoda; Octopodidae
Product: sorbin and SH3 domain-containing protein 1
Exons: 11
Coding region: 432-5447 (1671 amino acids)
Molecular function (GO): protein binding
Source: RefSeq, a predicted model, not a curated record